GCGCACCCUGACCGGACCGCCCUGCGCUCUCGCCGCGGAGCACCCUUCUGGCUUCUUCGUCUCUGGACGGACGGACGCUGGAGCUCUUCUCUUGCCCUUAGCCAAACUUACUUUCCCGCCUCUCGAAAACUCUUAGCUUCUCUCUCCUCCUCCCUUCAGCUCGCUCUUUUUCACUCCAUUUCCCUCUCCUCUCCCACGCCACAAACCCACCUCCCCUCUCCUCUCUCCCAUCCCCUCCUCCCUCCCCGGGACCCCCCUAAACUCUUCUUCCUCCUUCACCUCAAAGACUCAGUCCCAGCGCGCCUGCUGGACUCGGUCUCCUGCUCUGCUCCGGUUCUUCUCGAAGUCAUGGCAGGACCUGGGGGUUGGAGGGACAAGGAGGUGACAGAUCUGGGCCACUUACCGGACCCAACUGGAAUAUUCUCACUAGAUAAAGCCAUUGGUCUUGGUACUUAUGGGAGAAUCUAUUUGGGACUCCAUGAAAAGACUGGUUCGUUAACGGCUGUGAAAGUAAUGAAUGCCCGGAAGACUCCUUUGCCUGAAAUAGGAAGGCGGGUGAGAGUGAAUAAAUAUCAAAAGUCUGUUGGAUGGAGAUACAGUGAUGAAGAGGAGGAUCUCAGGACCGAGCUCAAUCUGCUGAGGAAGUACUCUUUCCACAAAAACAUUGUGUCCUUCUAUGGUGCGUUUUUCAAGCUGAGUCCCCCUGGCUAUAGACACCAACUUUGGAUUGUGAUGGAGUUAUGUGCAGCAGGCUCAGUCACUGAUGUGGUGAGGAUGACAAGAAAUCAGAGUUUAAAAGAAGACUGGAUUGCUUAUAUCUGUCGAGAAAUUCUUCAGGGCUUAGCUCACCUUCAUGCACACCGAGUAAUUCACCGGGACAUCAAAGGCCAAAAUGUGCUGCUGACUCAUAAUGCUGAAGUAAAAUUAGUGGAUUUUGGAGUGAGUGCCCAAGUGAGCAGAACAAAUGGAAGGAGAAAUAGCUUCAUUGGUACGCCAUACUGGAUGGCCCCUGAGGUGAUUAAUUGUGAUGAGGACCCAAGACGCUCCUAUGAUUACAGAAGUGAUGUGUGGUCUGUGGGAAUCACUGCUAUUGAAAUGGCUGAAGGGGCUCCUCCUCUGUGUAAUCUUCAGCCCCUGGAAGCCCUUUUCAUUAUUCUACGGGAAUCUGCUCCCACAGUCAAAUCCAGUGGAUGGUCCCGUAAGUUCCACAAUUUCAUGGAAAAGUGCAUGAUAAAAAAUUUCCUAUUUCGUCCUACAUCUGGAAAUAUGCUUCGUCACCCAUUUGUGGAGAAUAUUAAAAAUGAACGGCACAUUGUGGAGUCAUUGACAAAACAUCUUACUGGAAUCAUUAAAAAGAGACAGAAGAAAGACAUACCUCUGGUCUUCGAAAGAGAAGCAGCUAUUGAGGAACAGUACGCCACAAGGAGAUUCAGAGGACCUUCUUGCACUCAUGAACUCCUGAGAGUGCCAAGUAGCAGCAGAUGCAGACCACUUAGAGUCCCGCAUGGAGAACCCCUUCAGCCACGGUGGUUACCUGAUGAUGAAGAGCCACAAUUCCAAGCACUUCAGCAACUGCAGGGGGCAGCCAGGGGGGUCCUGCCUCUCCCUGCUGAGGACAAUACACCCAAGCCUUUACAGAAGAAGCAGGCUCAGGCACCACAGCGCCUCCUACAUGUGGCAGCUCGGGUGUUCAGGCCAUUACAGGCUCAGGUUAAAGCUAAGGCAUCUACACCUCAAUUCAAGCAGAUUCAAGCACCUCCCCGCCUAAAGAAAGCAGCCCGGGUGCUCAUGCCACUCCCUACUGAGGAUAAAGAACCUGAUCCUCCAGAGAUGCAGGCUCCCGUACCCAAUGAGCAGCAGGCCCAGUCUGAGGCCUUAGAAGCAGGACAGCUUAAAGAUUUGGACCAGGUGCCAGAAGAAUUUCCGGGGCAAGAUAGAGCACCUGAAGAGCAGAGGCAGGGCCAGGCUGCUGAACAACAGCAGAGGCAGAAUCCAGUUCCGGAGCAGAAUCCGGAGCAGAAUAGGGCACCUGAGCAGCCAGAGGUGCAAGAACAGGCUGUUGAGCCUCCACAAGCUGAGGUUGAGGAUAAGGAACCUGAGGUACUACAAGUACAUGCCCAGGUGUUCCUGCCUUUAUUGUCACAGAACCAUCAUGUGCUCUUGCCUCUUCACUUAGACACACAGGUGCUAAUUCCAGUAGGGGAACAAAAUGAAGAGUCACCUCAGGCACAGGCCUGGGCUCUAGAGGCCUCACAGGCCAUUGGUGCAGUUCAAGCACUGAUAGAGGGACUAUCAAGGGACUUGCUUCAAGCACCAAAUGCAUUGAUCUCUAAACCACUUGGUCCACUGCAAAUCUUGCUGGAAAAUUUGUCAUCAGAUACAUUUUACACUCAACCAGAACAGACACGGAAGAAAAAGUCAAAAGUUGCUAGUCUAAAGCAAGCACUGGUGAAAAGAUUAUCACCCAAGAGGUUCAGGGCAAAGUCCUUGUGGAGAAUUGAGGAAUUUGAACUUUCAGAUGUAGAAGCCAGCAGGAGACGGCGCCAGCGUAGAUGGGAGGACAUCUUUAAUCAGCAUGAAGAGGAAUUGAGACAGGUUGAAAAUGAUAAAGAAGAUGACUCAUCAGACAAUGAUGAAGUGUUUCAUUCAAUUCAGGCUGAAGUCCAAAUAGAACCAUACGUUCCAAAUCCUACAGGAAAUGAGGUCCAAGAGAGAUCUGCUUCUAUUCCUUGCAACCGGAAUCGUACACACCGUGUGAAAUUUUCUUCAAGUGUCUCUCAGCAUCCUCUUUUCGAAGAAGUUCAGCAGCCCAUGGACGUCAGACAGAGGAGUUCCCUAUAUCCUCAGAAUUACCAAGCAGCAUCAGAGUCAUCUUCUGAGGAGGAGAGUCCUGUGACUAGGAGGAAGUCCCAGUCAUCGCCGCCUUAUUCUACUAUUGAUCAGAAGUUACUGAUUGAUAUCCAUGUUCCAGAUGGAUUUAAAGUGGGGAAAAUAUCACCCCCUGUAUACUUGACAAAUGAAUGGGUAGGCUGUAAUGCACACUCUGAAAUCUUCUGGGAUGAUUGGUUAAUUCCUGCACCUGUCGUUCAGCCACCUGAAGAAGAUGGUGAUUAUGUUGAACUCUAUGAUGCUGGUGCUAAUACUGAUGGUGAUGAGGAAGCUUCUAAUGAUGCUUAUGAAGAUACCUAUGACCAUUUCAAUGGCCAUGAUGACUUGAAUAACCAGGUUGAUCAGGCAAAUGUCCGUAAAGCCCGUGGUGCUGGCUAUGAUGCUGGGUCUGUUCGUGACACAGAUGAUAAUCUUGAUGCUGCUACCAAUGGGCCAAGAGCAAGCUAUCGCAGAGGGGGAAUAUUGAAGAACAGUGGUGGAGGUAAUGUACAGCAGGGGGCUUUCAGACCCUAUAGAAACAAUGGAGCCCAAAGUUACCGUGGCAACUCUGCUGGGGGAGCGUGUGCAGCCUUUAGAAACCAGGAUGGACAUGGAGCCAAUCGAGGGAACAGAUAUAGAGGAGCCAAUGGAAGCAGUGAAGAGCAUGGAGCAUUUGGAUUCGACGAAGAAAUUCACUCACAGAAUGAUGGUGCAGGACUGGAUCAACAUAUAUUUCAGGAUUUUGAACAUGUACAGGAGGAAUCAGAUGUUGGAACUGAGACCUCAGACUCAAUUGUCUUGGAUAACGCAUCCCUCGCAUUUGAUGGUGAAAAUCCGAAUGAUAUAACAGAGUCAUCAGCAACAGUGGGUUUUCCUAUCAUCCACUCAUCUUCCAGAGGAUCUGCUUCUGCUUCUGAUACCGACAUUGCGAGUGACACCUCAUAUAACAAACCACUAAUCCAUAUGUAUGAAAAGGAGUUUUCAUCUGAGAUCUGCUGUGGCUCUUUGUGGGGAGUCAAUUUGUUGCUGGGCACCCGAUCUAAUCUGUACCUGAUGGACAGAAGUGGAAAGGCAGACAUCAUUAAACUUAUAAAGCGAAGACCAUUCCGCCAGAUUCAAGUCGUGGAGCCACUCAAUUUGCUGAUUACCAUCUCUGGCCGCAAGAACAGACUUCGCGUGUACCAUUUGACUUGGCUGAGGAACAAGAUUCUGAAUAAUGAUCCGGAAAGUAAGAAAAGGCAGAAGGAAAUGCUGAAGAAAGAGGAAGCUUGUAAAGCUAUUGAUAAGCUGACUGGCUGUGAGCACUUCAGUGUCCUUCAACAUGAAGAAACAACAUAUAUUGCAGUUGCUUUGAAAUCAUCAAUUCACCUUUUUGCAUGGGCACCAAAAUCCUUUGAUGAAAGCACUGCUAUUAAAGUGUUUCCAACUCUUGAUCUUAAGCCAGUGACAGUUGAUCUGGCUAUUGGUUCCGAGAAAACACUGAAGAUUUUCUUCAGCUCAGCUAAUGGAUAUCACAUCAUUGAUGCAGAAUCUGAAGUUAUGUCUGAUGUGACCUUGCCAAAUAACAAUAUCAUCAUUUUACCUAAUUACUUGGGAAUUGGCGUGAUGCUCACCUUCAACGCUGAAGGUGCCUCUGAGGAAGCUAAUGAACAACUCUUCAAGAAGAUCCUUGAAGUCUGGAAAGACAUACCGUCUUCUGUAGCUUUUGAGUGUACACAGAGAAUCACCGGGUGGGACCAAAAGGCUAUUGAAGCACGGUCCCUGCAGUCCACUAUUCUCGAGAAUGAGCUGAAGCGCAGGUCAAUCAAGAAACUGCGAUUCCUGUGUACCCGUGGUGACAAGCUGUUCUUCGCUUCUACACUGAGCAAUCACCACAGCCGGGUUUACUUUAUGACCCUUGGAAAACUUGAAGAGCUCCACAAACAUUAUGCUGUUUAAACGGUUCCAGUGAUUUACUACAACAUUUACAUCCAUCACAUACAUGCCAUUGCAUCUUAACAUUUCAGUUUUACCGUUAGAAACACUUUAAUCAGGCUUUUAAUGUAGCACAUAAUAGUUUCAAUGAGAAAUGCAGCUUUAUAAAUAAAAUUAACUAUAGCAAGCUCUAUGUACUCCAAUGGUGUACAAUAUCUUUUGCACGAACUUUGUAACUUUUGUUACUGUGAAUUCAAACAUCACUCUUAGGACAGUUUGGACAGUAUCUGUAUUCAGAUUUACAGCGUGGAGUAAAGAAACCUGUUAUAAAUUACAAUUGACUUUCAAAUGAAUUGGCCCUAAAUAAGCUUCUUCAAAAGAAAAAAAAAGUGAAGGUUAGAUUAAGAAACAAAAACAAUGACUUUUGUAGCCCAGACUAAGGUUGAACAACCUGCAUGCACAAAGAAAAUUACAGUGAUCAAGGGGGAUUUGCCACCCGAUUCUUUUCACAAGAAAUCCACAGUUGGAGACCAGUUGUGAUUUUUUUCUACCCCUUGUUAAACUGGUUUUCUCUAUCUAAGAAGAAAAGAAAACCAAAUGUUUGGUUUCCCCUUCUUGAAGCUCCAAAUAUAUGCAAUAGCUGUUUUUACAAUCUAGACAAUCUAAUCGACCAAACAAUACAUUUACUAGUUUGAAUACAGGACUGAACUCCAAUAUACAUGUACUGUAGAGAGUUUUUUGUUUUUUUUUUUUUUUUUAACUUCAAAGUCGGCGUCAAAUCUGUCCCCAUGACUGGGUGAGUUCUGAAUUCUGUUAUCUAGCCAAUACUGUGACCAUCAGACAGCAUUGAAUAUUUUCCCAGUCCUACAUUAUAUAAAAUGCCCUUCCAGUUAUUACACAAAGCAAUGUUACAAAAUGAAAAUAACAUUGAUAGCUAAUACUUACAUUUUCACAUUUUUAUCACUGCAAACUGAGAAAUUAAAGUAAUUAAGUGAUAAUCUCAAAUUUAGUCAUUUGUUGUAGGUAAGUAAGCCUUUAAAAAAAUAACAUUCAUUGUAUACUAAAGUCUGCAAAAUGUAGUGAAAUUCAUGCCAGUCCAUACCCAAAUAUUUUAUAGACGCCAAAAAUAGGUGAUAUUUUCUCACCUAUGGUAACUGCUACCUGGUAAGAAAACGUGAUUUAUACCUAUCCAUCCUCAAUGCCAUGGUUAGUUCUGGGGCAAGAGAAAAAACUCCAGAACCUACCACAAAGUAUACCUCAAUAAGUCCUCUAGUUCUGCUUCUAAAAUCUGAAGACUUUGCUAGUGGGAUAAUAAUUUUUAAACUACCUGGUUAACCAAAACAGAAAGCAGCUGACUGUGUGUGAUUUCCUGACAGUAUAUCAUUUCCUGGAACCUUUGUGCCAGAAAUGAAGAUUUGGAUUUUCCUUAUGACUUCUCUCAAGAGUGUAGGAGCUCAGUGUUCAGCUUACAGGAGAACCUGAAUCCACAAGUUAAAUGUGAUUCACAUUUCUGUUACUGUGACACAAUAAUGUGAUCCUAAAACUGGCUUAUCCUUGAGUGUUUACAAUUCAAAUUACUUUUUUAAAGCUCAGUAGUUACUUUAAGUAAACAAACUUUAAUGUCAAAUCAAUACUUUAGAAGUAGUUUUCUUUUUUAAAAAAAAUUUGUACACCAAAGGCCAUGGGGAAAUUGGUGCAAGUACCUCAUCGCUGAGCAAAUGGAGCUUGCUAGGUUUGGAUUUCAGAAAUUUUUCUCAUUUAAAGUAGUAUGUAGGAAAAGCCUUUUAAGAAUUUUUUCUUAAUAUUUACUCAAAAUUAAGCUUCUAAUAAGUUUUAUCUUAAAAUCAUAUGUUUAAGGCAGUAAUACAUUUAAAAAAAUCUGUUUUAGCAGCUCAACUCCCAUUAUUCUCUGUGGCAAUUAUUCCAGCAAGCAUAGGAAAAUAGCAAGCAGAGUCUGUGAAGUCACCCCAAAGAAAGCACACAGGAAAGAUUACCAAUGCAUUGCUGUGCUAAUGUGGUUAAUGAAGAAAAGCCAUUUGGCACCUAGCAAGGAAAAAGAAGCUUCAAGCAUUGGGUGGCCAAGUAUGAAAGAAUGAAAUAUUUCAAGUAGUUCAUCGGCAAUAAAUGUCACUAAUGAAUAUUUCCAACUUAGGUGUAAAUCUAUGUGGGAUCUAUUUAGCCUUUGGCAGGUGAAUCAGGAAAAGUGGAACAAUGUCAUUUCAUAGCCAUUAUACUUUGUAAUAGGAGAAAUGACUUAUGUACUACACCUCACAACAGUACAAGGCCCAGCACAUCACAAAUGUGUGGAGAGGCACCCCUGAAAGCCAGGGCCACUCGAAGUAUGGUUUAAAGCAUAAACGUUUUGGCAGGUUAGGAGCAGCACUGGUGAAAGUAUGGUUUGAUUUCACGGUGAUUUAUUUUUUUAUUACCAAAGCACAUGUAAUAAAAGAUAUAUUGUGAAAUGUUUGAAAACUAAAAAACGCUAAAAAGGAUAGGGCUGAUAACAAAACUUCUCAAUAAUGAAUUAGUUUAAACAAAGAAAGAUGCUAAGAGCAAAGAGCAAGAGGUAAAAAUCAUCAAAGAACUACAAUAAGCAAAGCACUAUUUCCCAUACACCCCCAUCCCUUCACCCAAACAGAAUGCAGAAGAUUAAAUUCUUUCUGAGAUAAACCGAGACCUAAGCCAUGAUUCAUUUAUUGGAGGGCUGGACAGAUAGCUAGAUCAGUAAAGCCCAUGCCCUAUGGCUCUAAAUUCAGUCCCCAGAAAUCACAUAAAAAUUCCAGUCCCCGUGCUGAAGAAGGGUAGACAAGUAGAUCUCUGGAGCUUGCUUGCCAGCUAGUCGAAACUAACUGGCCAAUGAGAGACCCUGUCUCCAAACAGGUGGAUGGCAUUGCUGAGGGUGACACUGGAUGUUAUCCUCUGCUGCGCUCUCUCUCUCUCUCUCUCUCUCUCUCUCUCUCUCUCUCUCUCUCUCUCUCUCUCUCUCUC
Peromyscus leucopus (white-footed mouse) is the source of this 7770-nucleotide messenger RNA. It is a transcript of the gene Nrk, whose product is annotated as Nik related kinase. The coding region runs from base 349 to 4806 and encodes 1485 amino acids. Gene Ontology annotation, molecular function: ATP binding; protein kinase activity. NCBI's taxonomy places the organism in Eukaryota, Metazoa, Chordata, Mammalia, Rodentia, Cricetidae. The record is from RefSeq and is a predicted model, not a curated record. Gene Ontology annotation, biological process: protein phosphorylation. The transcript has 28 exons.